AUGUUUAACAGUGAUCAGUGUAUCGAGUUCCUGAAAAGUUGCUGCCAGCGAACAUACAGCAGCAUCCAGGUGUUCAAGAUGAGUCUGCCCUUCUCCAAGGUGAUGCAGGCACUGGUGGCCAAGACGGCCCCAGAACCAAUCUACUCCUAUAAGGUGAGUCCGGUGGUGAAAGCUGGUUCGUGGGCUUUGUCGCUGGUGUUCUUCACCUACGGUGCUACAUAUGCCAACUGGUCCUAUGAGUCGUCGCAGACCGUUUACAAAGAGGCUGAUGACGCCACGAAGAACGAUUGGAAGUUCCUGGUCAAGAGUUUCGCACCUAUGGGUCUAACGGUAAUCCCACUGUCGCUGGCCGUCGCUGCAGUAUACGUCCCAUCGAGAAUCGUCACUAAGGCAACGUAUGUACCGAGGAGGAACGGCACCCCAGAGUGCGAACUGGUCCGCCGUUCUGCCAUCCUGGGCAGGGAGGUCAGCGUGGUCAGACCCUUGACGCAAUUGACUAGAAACGGCAAGACUCGUGUGUUCACGGGCGUCGGCAAUCAAGGCGUCGAGGACAAGGGUUCUUUCGUGUUCUUCCUGUCGGACCGCAGUGGCCUGGCCAGAAGAUGGUUCAAUAAGGUGUACAUAUUUCCCAGAUCCGGCAGGUUUUGGGCCUCAGACGGCCGUAUAUUCGAUGCUCUAUUUGGCGGAGAUUCGAUACGUGAUCUUGAACUGAAGACUAAGGACUACAAGAAUGGGCUGGAUUCGAAAAUUCUACAGGAUGUUAAACAGGAUAGAAGCAUGUUGGAUGAGUUGAUUCAGCAGAACUCGUCCAGAGCGAAAUUUCACUCCGGGUCCAAGACUUCCGAUCUAUCUAAGAGAAUCGUUGGCUCAUCAUCUUCACAGAAGGCCAAAGGAUCUCAGUAA
Torulaspora globosa is the source of this 903-nucleotide messenger RNA. RefSeq names its product Mrx15p (gene MRX15). The transcript has a single exon. The record is from RefSeq and is a predicted model, not a curated record. Bases 1 to 903 code for a protein of 300 amino acids. NCBI's taxonomy places the organism in Eukaryota, Fungi, Ascomycota, Saccharomycetes, Saccharomycetales, Saccharomycetaceae.